This is a messenger RNA of Ostreococcus lucimarinus CCE9901, 1533 nucleotides long. RefSeq lists its product with no specific name. The coding region runs from base 1 to 1533 and encodes 510 amino acids. The record is from RefSeq and is a predicted model, not a curated record. Gene Ontology annotation, molecular function: 2 iron, 2 sulfur cluster binding. The transcript is spliced from 2 exons. NCBI's taxonomy places the organism in Eukaryota, Viridiplantae, Chlorophyta, Mamiellophyceae, Mamiellales, Bathycoccaceae.
AUGGAUAAGAGGACGACUCGGUCCGCGACGGUUCGACGACACCGAAGCGCGGUGCGACUCGAAGCGACGUCCGAGGCGGCGACUGCGGAGACGAACGCGCCGCCGGCGGCGGCGGGGGAGUCGUUCGAUUGGUCCAGCGCGUGGUAUCCCCUUCGUCCGGUGAGCUUUUUGGAUGCCAACGAACCGAACGAGCUGCGCGUGCUCGGUAAAAAGCUCGUCGCCUACCUCGACCCGACGUGCAAGGAGUGGCGAGUGUUGGAGGAUAGCUGUCCGCACAGACGUGCGCCUUUGAGCCUGGGAUACGUUCAAAAAGACGGCACGCUGGCGUGCCGGUACCACGGCUGGGCGUUUGACGGCAAGGACGGCUCGUGCGUGUCCAUCCCGAUGUCCGUCGAUGAAGCCGCGGAAAAGACCGCGUGCGCAUCGCCGCGAUCUUGCGCUACGAGCUAUCCGAGCCGCGUCGAAGACGGAAUUCUCUGGGUGUGGCCGACGGCGGGCGCGGAUGGCCUUCUCGCCAGCGCGGGCGCGCCGUGCGCGACGUCUCUGGCGCGAGAAGGCACGCUUCCCGGGGAGUGGGGCAUGGUGGAGCUUCCCGUGGGUUACGCCCCGGCGCUCGAGAAUCAGUUUGACCCGUCUCACGCGGAGUGGUUGCACGCGAGGUACGACGCCGAAGGACAGCUCGACGAGCGCGCGAACGCGGGUUUCGUGGCCAUGACUGAGUUCAGCGUUCGCGAGGGGACGAUGCAAAAGGAUGGAUUCGUGGUCGAGCACGGUGGAUACAACAAGUCGAACGUCGGCGUAUCGGCAUCGCGCGUGUUCACCGCGCCGUGCUCGAGUCGAAGCGAAUACUUGGACGCCAAGGGUAAAAAGUACCUCUCGGCGGCGAUUCUCUACGCGCCGACGGAGCCCGGACGAACGCUCAUGUUUACAAAGUUCCAAGCCCACCAGGCGAGCGCGGUGCAGGGCGCGGGCGCGCGUAAGCUCGUGCGCGUAGGGCUGUCGCACGGCACGCCGCCGGGAUCGAGCGCGUACAACUUGGGGGACCAGGAUAUCUUAGCCAUGCACGGAGUUGAGGUCGAGAUGGAGCUUCAAAACAAACCGUGGAAACAAUCGUAUUAUUUGCCGACGCCCGCCGACGCUGGAGUGUCGGCGUUUAGAAAUUGGAUGGACAAGCACGCCGGAGGCAAAGUCGCGUGGGCGCCGGGCGUCGUCGACGACGCGUCGAAGGUGAAAUCCGAAGCCGAACAGCUGGAUCGGUACCAUCGUCACACCAAGCACUGCGUGGCGUGUAAGACGGCGCUCAGCGAACUCGGCGUGCUCGAAGAGCGAUGCGUCGCCGCGAGCAAGUACUUGCUCGCCGGCGGGUUGUUCCUCGCCGUCACGGGUGCAGCGUUCGAUCAAGAAGCGCCAGCCAUCAUCGCCACCUGUCUCGCCGGCGCCUCUCUCGUCGGCGCCGAAAAGGUUCGCGACAUGCAGCACGAAUUCCUGUCGAGCGUGCCUCGAAGAGGCGUGCCGAAACCGAAACUUUGGUGA